Penicillium coprophilum is the source of this 813-nucleotide messenger RNA. RefSeq lists its product as uncharacterized. Bases 1 to 813 code for a protein of 270 amino acids. Gene Ontology annotation, molecular function: protein tyrosine kinase activity; ATP binding. The record is from RefSeq and is a predicted model, not a curated record. Gene Ontology annotation, biological process: protein phosphorylation. NCBI's taxonomy places the organism in Eukaryota, Fungi, Ascomycota, Eurotiomycetes, Eurotiales, Aspergillaceae. The transcript has a single exon.
AUGAAUGGCUACCCCGUGAUGCUCCGACCGCAAGGUGGCUCCCGUAUCAUUGGAUUCGGCACGACGGGAAUCGUGUGCCAGAGCAGUCGGCAUCCGGAGCAGGUUAUUAAAGGCCCGCUCAGACACAAUCUUCAAGGCUGCAGUGCAGAAGUCACCGAAACAACAUUGCAUAACGAGGAGCAUUCGAUUUCAUGUUUUGAGCGCGAAAAGCUCAUUUACAGUAUACUACCGAAGGACCCAGCUAUCCUUGAUUGCCUCGCAAUUACAGAAGAUGGUAUACACUUUCCUUUUCUACGACUUGGCAACUUACGCGAAUAUCUUGAACUUCAUCAUCAAACCAUCCCAAGUCAAAUCCGACAGCAGUGGAUUAUAGCGGCCGCUAGUGCUAUCUCUAUACUACAUCGCUAUGGAGUUAUACAUUCCGACAUCAGUGCUAGGAACUUUCUCGUCGCCGAUGACUUGUCGAUUAAGCUUUGCGACUUUUCAGGGUCAGCAAUAGAAGAGCAAGGUUCUCUUGUGCAGGAGGAAGAUCGAUAUCGAAUGGCUCCGGACUCUCCGCGGUCUACUAUGACAGACAUUUUUGCAUUUGGGUGUCUGAUAUUUGAGAUCACGACUGGCCAUCGCCCAUACGAGGAAAUCGAUGAUGAAAAUUAUCAAGAAAUUGAAAGUCGUUACGCCGAUGGACAGUACCCGUGCAUUGACGGGUUGCCUUACCAAGAGGUCAUGUAUAAAUGCUGGACUUGUCGAUACAAAAACCUUGACCAGCUUAGGUAUGAUCUGCAGAAAGAAAAUGAUAAUAUGACGCGCUUGUAG